This is a messenger RNA of Durusdinium trenchii, 573 nucleotides long. NCBI's taxonomy places the organism in Eukaryota, Dinophyceae, Suessiales, Symbiodiniaceae. The record is from the annotation of a GenBank genome assembly.
GAUGCUCGGGACCGUGGAGGCGUCAACUUCUAUGUGAUGCUGCAAUUGCUCCAGGCGCUCUUCGUGAACCACGAGCGGGAAGCCGAACAGGAGCUCAUCCAGGUGGCGGAUGAGACCGGAUUCAUCAUGAGCGAGGUAAGCGAGUUCAAUGACGCCUUCGUGAACCUGUGGAUGGCGGAGCAAGAGCCUGGCGAGGCAGAUCACCCCAGCAACCGGCUCCGCAAAAAGACAAUCUCAAGGAGCUCAGUGUACAAGCUCUUGCGCUCGAUGGGUAUCCGUCUGGACAACUCUUCCCGGGCGCAAGUGGACCAGAUGAUUCACAAGUUCAGCGGUGAACGCUUGGACUUCCAUGGCUGUUUGCGGUUGAUGCGUUGGAUCGUGGACGUGAACUUCGCACAGAUCAACAGCGGUGGCUCAUGACGGCGCAGCGAAGAACUUCGUUUCACGCGGACAUUCCGGGCCCUUGUCUUUCCGCAUUUCGUGUCGCCUUUUCACAUUGCGUUAAACACCGGUCAAAGCCAAGGGCCCGGCUGUUGUACAAAGCGGACGAUGAGAUUGGAGGCCUGCAACAGC